UGCGGAUUUGCAGUAGAUAAAAGGAUUCUUGUCAAAAUGUAGAAAAGAUAAAAUUUUGCAUUGAUUUAGUUCGUUGCUGGCGGUUUGGUGGCAAAGACGUUAAAAUGUCUGGUUUAGGGCGGCAACUAGGAGCGGUACUUAGUGGAAUUUUGCUAGUCUUCUGUGGUGGAAUUCAUAUAGGAUGGAGUAUUUUCCAUUUGUACAUGGGUGGCAACAAAUGGGCGGUCGGCAUCACCAUCGAUGAAUACAGAUUCGCUAUAUUAUCGUUCUUCACCGGAGUAGGAUUUAUUCUUAUCAUAAUGACCUUUUCGAAAGAGUGGCUUUCUACGCGAAUAUGGCUGAUGAUGUCUUCAUUCUUCUUCAUGCUGAAUGGUAUAUUUUUCACUGCUAUGCCUAACGAUUACCCAGCAACGGUAGCAACGCGCAUCAUUGCAGGUUUCGGUCACGGAAUUGCCCAUCUUGUGAUGUCUAUGUAUAUUGGCGAAAUCGCUUCGAAACAAUACCGAGGAAAGCUGAUAACACUGAUGGUUGGGUCCAUUAUCGCCGGCAUAGCAGUAUUUUCCGUUAUAUCCAUGGUGACGACAAAUGUGAUAUACAUUAUGGAACCAGCAAUGCAUGCAAAUAUGGCCUUGGGGAUAAUCAUUAUGCCGCUCAGUCUAGCAGCUUUUGUUUUAGCAUUUUUCCUCACAAUUGAGUCGCCAAUCCAUACACUUCUGGUGAAAAAUGAUGAGUCUACUGCUCAAAAGGACUUUUUAAAGCUACGAGGUCAAGCAUUGGAAACUACGGAAACCGCUCAGGAGUUCACCGAAAUGAAACUGCUAGUGGCGGAAAGUAACAUGCUCUCCAAAAUCUUUGUCACAGAAGGGAACUUCAAACCUUUCCAACUAGUACUAACAUUGAAACUAGCCAACUUAUUGUAUUUCAACUUUUCGAUGAACAUUGCGAAAAUGACUCUGAUGUCAAUGAUGUUCGAUUUGGGCUUAACUACUCCAAACUGGGCACCUCCAAUUCUAAUGCUUAGUAAGUUGGGCGGUGCAUUGUUAGCAAUAUUUAUAAUUGACAUUCUUCCACGCCGAUUCCAAUACGGUUUCUCAUCUACAUUCACUGGAACAUUCCUCCUAGCAUUUGGUAUUGUAUUGGCAACGCAUGACUACCUAGAACCAUGGAUUCCACCUUUCUUGUACAUUACCGCUGAAGUGUUCGUUACGUUUGGUAUGCUUCCAGUUUCGGAAAUUUUGCUCUCUGAGGCUUUUCCUCCGAAGAAAAAAGUCCUCUCAGUUGCUUCUGUGUUGAUCUGUGAAUAUGUAGGUCACAUGGUAGUUUACAUCAUAUAUUUCAAUGUUCCAAGUAAUCUUCAAAGCACAUACAUCAAAACGAUCGUGUUUGGUGGAGUAAUACUCUUGAAGUGUCUACUCGCGCUGUUGCUUAUUCCUGAUACCCGAAAUACCACGCCACGAGAAGCUGUUCAGAUGAUGUCUAAACAUUAAGUCAUGUGGAAGCGGAAAUAUUUCACAUAUGCGAUAAUGACUAUUAAAACACGAUAGUUACUUUUUGUAAAAAGCAGAGCAUUGAAAAAAGACUGUUAAUAAAUACCACACGAAACCUA
This is a messenger RNA of Aedes aegypti (yellow fever mosquito), 1606 nucleotides long. Its product is annotated as sugar transporter ERD6-like 6. Gene Ontology annotation, molecular function: transmembrane transporter activity. Gene Ontology annotation, cellular component: membrane. NCBI's taxonomy places the organism in Eukaryota, Metazoa, Arthropoda, Insecta, Diptera, Culicidae. Gene Ontology annotation, biological process: transmembrane transport. The transcript has 5 exons. The record is from RefSeq and is a predicted model, not a curated record. Bases 105 to 1487 code for a protein of 460 amino acids.